UUCUUUCCUUCACUUCGUUUAUUUCUUCCGCCAUGAGAACUCCUCUUUUUUUAAGCUCUAAGCCACUUACCAAAGUGCUGUUGUUUAAUUUUUUUAUCCCAGUUAUUUUUAAUGUACAACACAUUUAUUGUCUGGAAUUAUCCACAUCAAGUGUGGAAAAAGGUAUUCCCCAUCAACCCGACUGGUUGAUUCAAACCAGUUCUCCAAAUGCUCUUCCUUCCAAAAUCAGUGAGACAUGCCUGGAUCACACAGAGCAAUACCUGAAAGCACUCCGUAACCGGCAAUUAUGGGCAGUAAAAAUGUACCAGUCUUCUGGGAGAUUAGCGGAACAUCUCAUUCACACUGGUAGCGGAUACGUCCAUCAUGAUUUGGGUUUCUUUGAUGAAUGUGUCUCCAUCUAUCCGUCUGACGUCCCAUUCCAAGGACAAUAUUGCACAGUGUUUUUUGAUCUCACUCCAGUUUCAAGACGACAAAAUUACGAAAAACAAAACCCCGCGAUUGACCAAUCAAUCAAGAGUGAUAAAGAAGGAGAACCUAAAAAUCACAUUUCGAAUUUUUUAAUGCCAAGUAUUGGAUUUUGCCUUCCGUCAACGUGUAGUGCGCGUGAGUUGCGCUACGCAGUCGCUCAACGUAUUGGUUAUCGACUGAUCGAAAACGUAAAUUUUUCUUUGGUCGCCAUUACAAACGAAAAUUAUUGUUAUACCAAUAACAAACUCAGCGCUCAUUGCAUAAAAUUCGAUAACAUGGCAAUUGGCGCAUUGACUGGUUUUGGCCUUUUGGGCAUUAUUGUCUUGAUAGCAACUAUUCACGAAAAAUGGAAUUACUCGGACGAAUCGGUCCAUUCCCAAAAGAUAUUUCCCGUCCAGUUGCUACAUUGUUUCUCCGCUCAUACGAACUGCCGCACAUUAUUCUCAACUCAAGAUGAUGUCAAAGACAGCUUAGCAUGUUUACAUGGCAUCCGAGUGUUAACUACUUGCUGGAUUGUUCUAAUACAUGCUGCCGGAGAAUUCAUUCAACGAAUGAGCUAUACUAGGAAUAUGGAUCUCAAGAACGCAACACGAUGGGAAUUUCAAAUAAUCACAAAUGGCUUGUUUGCAGUGGAUACCUUUCUUUUAAUAAGCGGCAUGUUAGUUGCAUUUACACAAAUGCGCCAGCUAGAUCACACUAAUGGUCUAUUUAACAUUAAACGCUUUUAUUUUCGCCGAUUCGCCAGGCUCACCCCGGUAUACGCAUCUGUGCUUGUAUUUAUAGCAACGCUGUGGCCUUAUGUUGGAACUGGGCCCGACUGGAAUUACGUUCAACAGAUGAGCCAAACCUUCCGACAAAAUUUGUGGGCUAAUUUGCUAUACAUCAACAAUUACGUGACCGUAGCUGAUCAAAGAUCAAGUUUGAGCAACCCAUCAACAGGGAUGAUUGAAUCGUGGUAUCUUGCCUGCGACAUGCAAAUGUUCUGGGUCAGUCCUGUGUUCGUAUACCCGAUUUGGCGUUGGAAGAAAACAGGAUUAAUAUGGACCAGUGUUAGUUUGUUGAUUUUCCUAGUGAUGAGCACUGUACCUUUCGUUGUGCACGAUAUACCACCCACAGUCUUAUUCAGUAGACCAUCAGCCAUGUUGAAACUUAAUGAAUACUGCCGAAAGCAUUAUCACCAUACUAUUGCCCGAAUUCCUCCAUAUAUUAUAGGAAUUCUUCUUGGAUGGUAUCUGCAUAAAAUAAAAGAUACAAAAAUCAACCUAAAUAAAUAUCUUGCAGUAGCAGGUUGGAUCACAGCCAUUUUACUAGGAUUUACUGUCAUCUAUGGAAUGUUUCCUUACUUGGAUGAGGCCAAGACUCCAGUAAUAAAUCCUGUCAUACAUGUUUUAUAUGGAGCGUUUCAUCGUUCGGCCUGGUCGUUGACCGUCGGUUGGGUAAUAUUUGCCUGCACUCAAGGAUACGGAGGUUGCAUCGAGAUGUUUUUGUCUUCGAAAGUGUUCUUACCUUUGAGCCGGCUAAGCUAUGCUGUCUAUUUGGUUCACUUCACUUUCAUUAAAUCAUACGUAUCUCACAUGCGACAGCCCAUUUACUUAACAGAAUAUUACUUCUUUACGGUGUACCUGGGAAUUUUGCUCAUCGUAUUCACGAUUGCGUCUGUCGUCUCCGUCGUGGUAGAACAGCCGUUUCUCAAUGCUGACAAACUGCUCUUCCCAAGCAACUCAAAGAACCCAUCUGAAACAAAGAAGAAAAUGUAGCCGAAUAAAUUCCAACAGAGCAGAAGUUGAGAGAAUUGCGUGUCUACAGAUGGAUACGUCGUAAUCUACAAAUGUUCUUGAAAUAACGAAUAAAAAAAUACCGUACAUGGAAAUAUAGAAGAAACAGAAUUAUUGGUUC
Daphnia pulicaria is the source of this 2364-nucleotide messenger RNA. Its product is annotated as nose resistant to fluoxetine protein 6-like. The coding region runs from base 33 to 2225 and encodes 730 amino acids. Gene Ontology annotation, molecular function: acyltransferase activity, transferring groups other than amino-acyl groups. The record is from RefSeq and is a predicted model, not a curated record. The transcript has 9 exons. Lineage: Eukaryota; Metazoa; Arthropoda; Branchiopoda; Diplostraca; Daphniidae.